AUCACAAUGGCGAAUCGAUUGCCCCUUGAUGCUAGGACAUUUAUAUUCGUGGUGGGACUUCAUGUAACCCCAUUGUCGAUCGACAGCCAUAUCAUCGUUCACGGCUUGUGCCAACAGCCUUUGCUCCAAUUCGGUAACCUCAGCCUUGUUCUACGAUGUCUUAUACUCCUGAGCAGUUGGAGGCACGCGAACUCCUGGAAAAGCAUGUCGUGAUGGCCUUCCUGGUGGCCACUUGGAUCUUCGUCAUUCUGCGCAUUUACGUUCGAGGAAGACUGAUCCGUGUGUUUGGUUGGGAUGAUACUUGGAUGAUAUUAGCACAGCUCAUGUUCACUUUAUACUGUGCUUUUUUCCUCGUUCUCUUAUCAUAUGGAGGCAACACAGCGAUUAUGAACUAUGACAUGCAAACCAAGAUCACCAAUUGGAGUAUUGCCACGUUUUGCCUCUACAUUGCCACCAUCUGCUUCCUCAAAGUCUCGCUCGGUUUACUCUUCAACCGCAUCGUGAUUAAAAAGUGGCAGCGCUUUGUAGUUUACGCCACGGUGGCCGUCAGCACCCUUACGAGCAUAGCGGUUCUCUUUUUCAUCGUCUUCCGCUGCGGCACAGACGUAGGCGACUUCCUUCCAAGAAUGAUCGCAGGGCAUUGUGCGCCUCGCAGUAUAAGCCUAGUUUUUCUAUAUCUGCAUGGCGCGAUAAACGUGGCUACCGACUGGAUCUUCGCAACAUUGCCGAUACCUGUUCUCUGGAACGCGAAUAUGGGAACUAGGACCAAGGUCUCAUUCGGCUUCAUUCUAGCUCUCGGUGCUGUCGGCAGCAUUUGCUCGAUUGUUCGGUGUUUCUACAUCAACGGGGCGUUCCGUCGCGAAGGCUUCUUCUGGAACUCCGCCACCGCAGCCACCUGGUCCACCAUCGAGCCCGGCAUCGGCAUCAUCGUCGCCUCGCUCGCAACCAUGCAUCCCCUCUUCCGCAUCCUCUUCAGGGAAGCCCGCGACUUGUCGUCCCGCUACGGCCAGCCCGUCACUAAUCUCUCAAAGCAAACGCGCCGCUCCUUACCCUUCCGCCCUCCCCCGCCUCCCACCUCCACCCCCGAUGAAUCUCUUGAUGUGAGCUCCGUUGAGAUGACACGGUCUCCUCCAAGACUCGGGUCAGGCGGGGUCAAGUCUAUCCUCAAGACGACGACGAAAGCGUCGACGGUAGAAACCGUGGGCGCGAAGACCGGGCACAUCACGCGGGAGAUAUAUAUCAGACCGCGCAAUACGGGGUCCGAGGAUGUCUUCAUUGAGAUUGAUCGAGAAAGCUGGUAUAUCGAGCCAAGCGAUGGCAGGUCUAGCCGUCAGUCGACGUCGCUAGAGCUGGUCAACCAGGCAGUGGGCGCGUUGGAGGAGUAUAUUGAGACACACGGAUUGGAGGAUGGGACGGUUGAGCUUGAUCGGAGGAGCUUGAAUACGAUUGAUGAGGAGGAUGGAUGAAGCGUUGCGGGUGUUCAUGGGGUUUAGCGGGAAAUGGCGAGUGGCACAUGUCCCUUUAGGGAUGCUUGGUGUAUAGGAUGGCGUAGUUGGCUGUGUAUGGCGUAGUUGGCUGUGUGUGGCGUAGUUGGCUGUGUGUGGCGUAGUUGGUUUUGGAUAUCCGUUUGUUGGUUGAACAUUCUGCAGAUGAUUUUAUAGGGAG
Molecule: messenger RNA, 1665 nt
Organism: Mytilinidion resinicola
Lineage: Eukaryota; Fungi; Ascomycota; Dothideomycetes; Mytilinidiales; Mytilinidiaceae
Exons: 5
Coding region: 156-1466 (436 amino acids)
Source: RefSeq, a predicted model, not a curated record